Molecule: messenger RNA, 1296 nt
Organism: Erythranthe guttata (spotted monkey flower)
Lineage: Eukaryota; Viridiplantae; Streptophyta; Magnoliopsida; Lamiales; Phrymaceae
Product: Phototropic-responsive NPH3 family protein
Source: RefSeq, a predicted model, not a curated record
UUCUCUCACUAAAAAAAUAAAAAGAAGAGAGAGAAACUGAAAUGCAGAAUCUUGGCGGGCUACCAGAAUCCGUAGCGUUAUCCGGCAAGCUAACGUCGUUCGCCGCCGAAUGCUGGUUCAACGACGCCUGCGUUUCCGACACCGAUUAUUUCAUCAAGAUUCUGUCGGGCCUCCAGGGGAAAGGUGUACGGCCCGAUUUAAUCGGCUCAAUCAUCGCCCACUACGCUUCAAAGCGGCUCCCCGAUUUAUCCGGAGACCGGGCCGCCCUGACCGGGCCCGUCGGGCCCACCGGCGACGACUCGCCGGAAAGCCUCACCGCUUCGUGGGUGAAGAAGAAGCUGUUCAUCGAAACCCUAAUCGGAAUCCUCCCACCGGAGAAGGACUCCAUCCCCUGCAACUUCUUACUCCGCGUUCUGCGCGUGGCCAACAUGGCCGGAGUUGGGCCGGCGUUCCGGUCCGACCUCGAGAGCCGGGUUUCCCGGCAGCUCGACGGCGCCACGCUGGAGGAGCUGAUGAUACCGUCCUUCAGCCAUACGAGCACAACGCUGCUCGAUUUCGAGCUGGUGGUUCGGCUGGUGAACGGGUUCGUGAACUCCGAGGAUGUUUCCAGAGGCGGCGCCGCCCUGAUGAAGGUGGCGAAGCUGGUGGAUUUGUAUCUGGCUGAGGCGGCGGUGGAUUCCAAUUUGGGGUUGACUGAGUUCGUUGACCUUGCCGGCGCACUUCCCAGCCAUGCACGCUCUACAGAUGAUGGAAUAUAUCGCGCCAUUGAUACAUACCUCAAAGCACAUCCAGGAUUGACAAAGCAAGAGAGGAAGAGAGUGUGGGGUCUAAUCGAGAGCAGAAAGCUUUCGGCAGAGGCGUCUCACCACGCAGCACAAAACGAGAGGCUGCCCGUUCGGGCGGUGAUCCAAGUGCUCCUAUCGGAGCAGAACAAGAUCGUGAAGAACAUCGACUGGAGCGGGUCCCUCAUUGGGGCCCGCAGCCCGGGAAUGUUCGGGCUGGAUGGGCCCGCCCGGUGCGUGUCGAAGAGAGAGACUAUCACGCAGAUGGAGAUAAAGAGGUUGAAGGAAGACGUACUUGUGCUCCAAUGCCAGUGCAUGAACAUGGAAAAGCAGAUUGAGAAGCUGUUGGAGAAGAAGAAGAAAGGGUAUAAUUUCAGCUGGAAAAAGCUAUGGAAUGUUAAAUAAUUAAUUACAUGUGUAGUUACUAAUUACAUAAUUAAUUAUUGUGUUAUUGACAAUAUUAAUUACUUUGGAGUCAGUUUUAACUUCUCAAAUAAUCAUGAUGAUUUUUUAU